GUAGGGUUACUCGUCCGCUCGGCUUCUGCGCCUCAACCCUCGCAGCGCCCGUGCUCGCCCCUUCCCCUUCUUCGUCGCGCGGCCAGCCGUCGGUCCGCCCAGUCGCCGUUUUUCAAGCAUCGCUAGCCGGCCGCCUCUACCCUCGCCCACUCACGGAUAGUUGGCAAUUUGAGGUACGUCUGAACUCUUAACUCUGAACUCCCAACUCAGCACUUGGUAUUCAGUAAUUGCCGAUCUCUCUGAAAUCUGAAAUCUCAACUGUGUGUAGGUAUUUGGUAAUUGCCGAUCUCUCUGAAAUCUGAAAUCUCUGAAAUUUAAAAAGCUAUUUCAAUUGGGAACAAUUCGCUGGCGAUUCAUAGCUAACCAGGGGAGGAUUAUUUCUGCGAAAGCAGCGAGGCACAAUGUCGAGAGAAUUUAUGGAAAGGUUUCUUAAGAAAAAGAAGACAUCAGCACAAGAUGAUAUAGCUAGCCCAUCACAUGAACCGGAUGAUCCUCCAGCUCAGCCACAUGAACCGGAUGAUGCUCCAUCACAGGAACAAAAUGAUGCCUUCACACAUGAAGGUCCAGCCCCUAAUAUGUGGAAUUCAUCUCAAGCUCUAGAAGAAAUCAAUUGGGAAGAGGAAAUUCAGUCUGAUCCUGGCAAAAGGAGAAGCAUAGAUGAGUAUCCUCCUAAUCUAAGGGAUGUGGUAAGAAGAAAAUAUUUGGCUAAGCCUCUUUGUCAACCUCGUAGUUAUAAUUUUAAAACUACAACUAUUGGUGGUCGAGAGAGAAAGUUUAAUCCUGAUUGGUUUGAUGAGUUUGGGAGCUGGCUUGAGUAUAGUGAGUACAAAGAAAAAGCGUAUUGCUUCUGUUGUUUCUUAUUCAGGCGCCGUGAUAAGAAAGAAGCUGGAUAUGCAGCAUUUGUUGCAAAGGGUUGGUCAGGCUGGAACAAAAAACAUAGACUAAAUGAUCAUGUCGGAGAUGUCAACAGUGUUCACAACCAAGCAAAAAGAGAUUGUGAUGCUUUAUUGCAACAAGACCAGCACAUUUAUGUUGCUUUCAAUAAUCAAAGCAAUGCUGCGAAGAAGGCGCAUUAUACUAGACUAAAUGCCUCAAUUGAUGUUACUAGAGUUCUAUUGCAGCAAGGGUUACCUUUUCGCGGCCAUGAUGAGUCAGAGGAGUCCUUGAAUAAAGGAAAUUUUAAGGAAUUUUAUGCUUAUACAGCACAGCAAAAUCCAGAACUACGCAAGGUUGUAGGCCCUAAUGCUCCAGGUAAUAAUAAGUUGACUUCUUCAAUGAUUCAGAAGGACAUAGCUGAAUGUUUUGCAAAGCAAAUAUUGCAUUCUAUUCUAGAAGAAAUUGGAGAUGGUGUAUUUUCUUUGCUAGUUGAUGAAUCAAGGGAUGUGGCUGGUAAAGAACAGAUGGCAGUGGUCUUGAGAUAUGCUGGUAAAUGCGGAAGUGCGAAAGAGAGUUUAGUUGGCCUUGUUCAUGUGAAGGAGACAACUUCAAAGUACCUCAAGUCUGCUAUUGAUGAUUUAUUUGCAAAACUUAGCUUAAGUCUCAAGCAGGUUAGGGGCCAAGGAUACGACGGCGCGAGUAAUAUGCGAGCUUAUGUCCACUAUACUGGCUAUCACAAACACAUUAUCAAUGGCUCUACAAAGGAAGAAUCAAGACAUUGUAAAUGCUGUACAUUGUGUGCAGUCAACCAAAGAUAG
This is a messenger RNA of Triticum aestivum (bread wheat), 1694 nucleotides long. RefSeq names its product zinc finger MYM-type protein 1-like. NCBI's taxonomy places the organism in Eukaryota, Viridiplantae, Streptophyta, Magnoliopsida, Poales, Poaceae. The transcript is spliced from 3 exons. The record is from RefSeq and is a predicted model, not a curated record. Bases 402 to 1694 code for a protein of 430 amino acids.